This is a messenger RNA of Danaus plexippus (monarch butterfly), 4272 nucleotides long. It is a transcript of the gene ClC-c, whose product is annotated as H(+)/Cl(-) exchange transporter 3. The record is from RefSeq and is a predicted model, not a curated record. Gene Ontology annotation, molecular function: voltage-gated chloride channel activity. Bases 203 to 2698 code for a protein of 831 amino acids. The transcript is spliced from 18 exons. NCBI's taxonomy places the organism in Eukaryota, Metazoa, Arthropoda, Insecta, Lepidoptera, Nymphalidae. Gene Ontology annotation, cellular component: membrane; Golgi apparatus; early endosome. Gene Ontology annotation, biological process: chloride transport; transmembrane transport.
CUUGACAGUUUCAAAUUGUGCCCUGAUCAUUCACUGCUGCAAAGUGCAAACUAUAAAUUAAAAUCGGAUAACUAUCUCCAUACUGAGUGAACUACGUCGCAGUUCGUAUAACUGUUCUGCUUCUAUCAAAGUACACUUAAUGUGAUUUUCGAUGAUAAUAGUUGGCUACAUAAUUUAAAAUGUUCUUGCUUAACUAGAAAUUAUGGAGCGUUUUCCACUGAAGUCUUCUGUAUCUAAGAUGGGCACUACUUAUCAGUCUGUGUAUAAAAAGGGGACUACCGGUGGUCGUCAUGGUGACGAGGACACGGUAGACAUCACGACGGGGCCCCGUGAGGUCCCCACGACCCCCACAAGCCACGGGACCUUCCAGCUGUACGACCACGGCAGGUCUAGCAACGCCAGCGCCAAUUCGUACAUCGCUCAGUACUUCAGUACGUCGACUGGGGACGCAGUUAUUUUCACCGGAAUGCAAGCAGGUGACACAGACGAGAUCCCCGGCAUCGGGCAGUACGAUGACUUCCACACCAUCGAUUGGCAGCGGGACAUCGCUAGAGAUCGCAUGCGGCAUCGAUACAUCGUGAAAAAGCGACAGGAUUCCAUCUGGAACCUCAUUAAAGGCGCUCACGACGCUUGGUCGGGAUGGGUGUGCGUUCUCCUUGUGGGCGUGUGUACAGGGGUGGUGGCUGGUGUCAUCGACAUUGGCGCUUCUUGGAUGACGGACCUCAAGUUCGGUAUAUGUCCCCAGGCGUUCUGGUUCAACAGGGAGCAGUGCUGCUGGUCCAACGAUGAGAUAACUUUUGAUCACGGCAACUGCUCGCAGUGGAUGACCUGGGCCCAGCUGUUCGGCGAGUCUAAGGAGGGUGUUGGCGCUUACAUCAUCAGCUACUUGUUCUACAUCGUUUGGGCGUUGUUGUUCGCGGCGCUCUCUGCAUCUCUAGUGCGUAUGUUCGCGCCGUAUGCCUGCGGAUCUGGUAUACCGGAGAUUAAGACGAUUCUAAGCGGAUUCAUCAUCAGGGGCUACCUCGGCAAGUGGACGCUUGUCAUCAAAGUGGUUGGCCUUAUCUUGUCCGUGUCAUCAGGCUUGUCCCUCGGCAAAGAAGGACCAAUGGUCCAUAUCGCCAGCUGCCUAGGUAAUAUCCUGUCGUACCUCUUCCCAAAAUAUGGACGGAAUGAGGCAAAGAAACGUGAGAUUCUUUCGGCAGCAGCGGCUGCUGGUGUGUCAGUGGCUUUCGGUGCUCCCAUCGGUGGAGUUCUCUUUAGUCUUGAAGAGGUAUCUUACUACUUUCCCCUGAAAACCCUCUGGCGUUCAUUUUUCUGCGCGUUGAUAGCCGCCUUCAUCUUACGAUCCAUUAACCCCUUCGGCAACGAGCACUCGGUUCUGUUCUUCGUGGAAUACAACAAGCCCUGGAUAUUCUUCGAGUUGAUACCUUUCGUCGGCUUGGGAAUUAUUGGCGGUUGCAUCGCGACAAUAUUCAUCAAGGCGAACAUUUACUGGUGCCGCUACCGGAAGUACUCCAAGCUGGGUCAGUACCCAGUGACGGAGGUGCUGGUGGUGACCCUAGUGACCGCGAUCAUCGCCUAUCCAAAUCCAUACACCAGAAUGAACACCAGCCAAUUGAUCUACUUGCUGUUCAACCAGUGCGGCAUAUCUAACUCGGAUCCUCUGUGUGACUAUAAUAGGAAUUUCACCGACGUGAAUAAGGCGAUUGAGAAGGCUGCCGCUGGUCCUGGUGUGUACCAGGCUAUCUGGCUGUUGAUGUUGGCUCUGGUGCUGAAGUUGGUGAUGACCGUGUUCACCUUCGGCAUUAAAGUACCCUGCGGGCUGUUCAUACCCAGCCUCGCGCUCGGAGCCAUCGCCGGCAGGAUUGUGGGCAUUGGUGUGGAACAGCUCGCGUAUAAGUAUCCGAAGAUCUGGUUAUUCUCUGGAGAAUGUUCUACUGGCGAUGACUGCAUCACUCCAGGGUUGUACGCUAUGGUUGGUGCUGCGGCUGUACUCGGCGGUGUCACGAGGAUGACCGUGUCUCUGGUGGUGAUAAUGUUCGAGCUGACUGGCGGCGUGCGGUACAUAGUGCCGCUAAUGGCGGCGGCUAUGGCGUCCAAGUGGGUGGGCGAUGCGUUGGGGCGCCAGGGUAUAUACGACGCCCACAUCGCGCUGAACGGAUACCCGUUCCUGGACAGCAAGGACGAGUUCCAGCAUACGUCACUCGCUGCUGACGUCAUGCAACCCAAACGUAACGAGACCCUCUCCGUCAUAACGCAAGACUCGAUGACCGUUGAUGAUGUGGAGACGCUGCUGAAAGAGACAGAGCAUAACGGAUAUCCGGUGGUCGUGUCCAAGGAGUCGCAAUACCUCGUUGGAUUCGUACUGAGACGGGACCUUAACCUGGCCAUAGCGAACGCACGUCGUAAUGUGGAGGGUAUAACGGGUCAGUCGGUGGUGGUGUUUGCGGGGUCACCGCAGCAGGGUGCGAUGUCUCCACCUCAGCUGAUGCUGGCCAGGAUCCUGGACAUGGCACCCAUUACCGUCACCGACCAAACACCCAUGGAAACGGUCGUUGAUAUGUUCAGGAAGCUUGGAUUGAGACAAACACUCGUCACCCACAACGGACGACUUCUAGGAGUUAUCACGAAGAAGGAUGUAUUGAGACACGUCAAGCAGAUGGACAAUGAAGAUCCGAACUCUGUUCUUUUUAACUGAAAAAAAAAAAAAUAUCGAAUUAUUAGUUUGGACGAACAAAGCAUCGAAUUAUAUAUGUGGGUAACUAACAACGAAGUCCACCACCCUGGCGAGCUGAUACCAUCACUUCAAGAGUCAACACUAGAUAUUUUAAUAACAGUAUCUUAGGCUACGUAAAAAUAUAUUUAUUCUAUAAAAAUCACGUGUAACAGAUAAAUAAUAAUCAUUUCAAAGAGCAAUCAAUGUUAGCGUAAGUAUAAUGUAUUAAAACUGUAUAUCAUUUCGUAUAUUUACUGAGAAUUUUUAUUUUUUAAUGUAAAUAUUUGAUACACAUAUAUAUAUAUAGAUUUUUUUUUAAAAUUAGAAUGUCAAUUAUAGAUCUUGCUAUGUAUAUGAGCAUUGAAGGUAAAAAUUUAUUAAGAAUAUAUUAACGGGAUUUUUGUUAAAUUUUUUUUUAUGCAUAUCACAUUAUGAGCUCUAAUAUAAUUUGAUAUAAGGACGUUUUUUAAACGUAGAAUUUACAAAUAAUCAAUGUGCAGUUAUGACGGCAGCUUUGUGUCAAUCAGAACAAACCGGCUUGUGUGUGUGAGGUUUUUUUUUUUAAUUUAAUUAGUUAAUUAGAUGUAAGUAUUUUAAUCCGAUCAUGCAAUAUUUGAAUAUAAAGUAAAUUAAAUGAUAAAAACGAAUGAAUUUAUAUGAAAAUUAUGUCUAGUAAAGAUAUUUAGUGCUUGUAAAUCAACAAGCCGUGGAAAAUUUUACAUGUAUGGAGUAGAUCUUGCUUGAAAAUGAAUUGUAUUGCUUAUGUUAUAUUAUUAUGUAUUAAUUGAUUCUGUACAUAAUGAAGGAUAUACAUAUAUAAUUGUUAAUAAUAGUUGUUAGUACUUUAUACAAUAUAUUUAAAAAUAUUUUAAAGUGUAAUUCUAUGUGUCAGCGGUUAGUUUGAACCGAGUUAAUACUAAUGUUAGCACCACUCAAUUUUUGUAUAAUUCUAUAUAGUUUAGAUGCAUGUGUAAUGAUAUAGAUACAUAUAAUUUUAUCACAAUUGUCUGUAUGAAGUUUUUAAUAUGUACAUUUUUGUUUGAUAAUAACCUAUUUAAGAGAUUUUUUUUCAUUGUACGGUUUUAUAUAGUGGCUUAUGUGAAUCAUGUUUUAGAUAUUGCAGUGAUAUCAUUUUUAGAUUAGAUAAAUAUAAAUAAUGAUAUGCGGUUAAGAAAGUCUUGAAUUCAUUGUAUUCCUAGUGUAGAAGUAAUUUUAUGACGACUAAUCUAGUUGUAUGGACGUUAGUGUAUUAAAUCUGCUAUAAUAUUACCCUUUGACCUAUUCUGAAUAGGUCUACUUCGUCCUUUUGAAAUUAUGAAAUGUCCGUUUUGCUAUAUAUAUUCUGCUUGUUACGCAUCUCGGUCGCUGUUAAGGCGGUCUAAUUUAUAUAAACGUAUACAAAGCGCUUCCAGCGCUGUUUUGUAGUGAACUAUACAAGUAACGACUGAGUGUUACCGCUCUUAUGACCAAAAUCUUGUUGUGCUAUACACAUUUGUUGGUGUGUGUCGCGGCACUUCCCUCUUUGAGUUUUAUGAAUAAAUGCAAAUAAAAUGCCA